AUGCCUGGUCCCCUGACUCAAAGCUUACUCAUGAAUGAAAACAAGCGUAUGGUAUCUACAGAGAGAUGGCGAAACCUACCCGCUAGCGUGUUGCCCUUGCAAAUUGCUCCUGUAAAGCGACCAAUCGAAAUUGAUACAGUGACGCACGUUGACCUCGCGCAGUACCAUGGUACUGACGCUGUCGAGGACUACAACAACAAUUCCUGGGCGGUCGCGUGCGUUCUUCUGCUCACAGCGUUAACACCUUCAGUCUCACCCUUGCGACUCCAACGCUCUUCCAUAAAGCUCUGGCGCUCGCUAAAGAUGCCCAAAUCCGCCACAGCAAAAGGUGUCAUCAGUCGAGUGUAUCUAUACUGGGAGAUGACGAAUAUAUACCUGACCUCAAGCCAGUGGCCUGUCACACACGAGAUUAGUCUGUCGGACGUACAGUCAGAUCUUGUACAGACCAACCAAUACCGCAACAGAAUUAAACAGAUCACUGGUCUGUACGACGAAGUGCUAGAAGAUGACCCGCCACGUCGUCUGCUGGUUGAUACAAUCUGCCGUGAUGCAGACGAACCAUUAUGGUAAAUUGAUUGUACGGCAAAUUGGCCACCACCAUUGCGAUGUGCAAUCCUCCGAAUGUAUGCACUUAUCAACAGAGAUUAUCGCAAUUAAUCUGGAGGAUUACACAUGUGAGUAGCGGAACAUUGGACCUAAGCACACGGCAGGUGGGAAAUCUUGAGGCAUCGCCAAUAACUGCAUUAUGUAAGAAUAUAUCUACAUCUGGACUUCAGAGAUAUGCAUGUAUAAUACCCAGGGGCUACAAGAAGCCUUCAUUUCGUCGAAACCAACGCCGCGCUUGCUCAAAUUGAUGCAAUAAUAAUGAGAUCUAACACGCUCUAUCGCAUUACCAUUUUG
Molecule: messenger RNA, 900 nt
Organism: Macroventuria anomochaeta
Lineage: Eukaryota; Fungi; Ascomycota; Dothideomycetes; Pleosporales; Didymellaceae
Exons: 2
Coding region: 1-570 (189 amino acids)
Source: RefSeq, a predicted model, not a curated record